AUGGUCAACUCAGUCUUAUUCAAUCUGAUCCUCAAGCGAGCCGACAUCCUUGACCCCAGCAAUGAUCCCAAUGUGGGGUCAUCCCGAGGAAAUGCCUCCUCGACAACUUCUGAAGCCAUGGAAAACAUGGGCGUAGAAGACUCGACCUCCCUUUCGGCUUUCCUGACAACUCUCGUUCCGGCGUUGGUGGUUGCGGUGUUUUGGUUUGGGCUGUUCUUGAUCUGUCGAAGGACCCAGCUCCGGUGUGAACGAAGCCCUGAGCUCCCGUCGGGUUUUUUCAACUGGUUCGGGCAUUUCCUCAACAUCUCGGAUACUCACGUCCUGCACCAUUCGUCCAUGGAUGGCUAUUUAUUUCUUCGGUUUCUAAGGGUUUUGUGUUCAAUCUGCUUUACGGGAUGUGUGAUCACAUGGCCUGUAUUGCUCCCCAUUCAUGCGACAGGCGGUGCCGGGAAUACACAAUUGGAUGCGCUGAGCUUCAGCAAUGUUAAAGACAAAAAGAGAUAUUAUGCACAUGCUGCCAUGGCAUGUAUCUUCUUCAUCACACGCGAAAGUAUUUUCUAUGCCAACUUGCGCCAGGCAUAUCUGCACUCCCCCGCAUACGUUAAUCGCAUAUCUUCUCGGACCGUGCUUUUCAUGUCAGUUCCUGAUGAAUACAAGAACGAAAUGACGUUGCGCCAGGUCUUCGGCGAAUCCAUUCGACGUAUCUGGAUCACUUCUAACUGCAAGGAGUUGGAGAAAAAGGUCCAAAAAAGAGAGAAGCUGUCGUACAAGUUGGAGAAAGCUGAGACGAGGCUUAUUCGACGGGCUAACUCGCUGCGCUUGAAAGCCCUCAGGAAAGGGGGUCUUUCUGAUGCCUUUCAAGACUGCGAAAAGACUUCCUCUUGGUACCAUGGGAUCCGGAGGCCAACCCACCGUCCCAAGCUAUUUAACAAGAAAGUUGAUACCAUUAAUUGGCUUCGAAAACAACUCGUCGAAGUCUCAGAAGAAGUGGAGACUCUACAGCGGAAACAUAAAGACGGAGAAAUGAAGAAUCUGUCUGCUGUUUUCAUUGAAUUCAAUACACAGUCUGAUGCUCAGAUUGCCUUGCAAACUCUGUCUCAUCACCAACCCCUUCAUAUGACCCCUCGGUUCAUCGGUAUCUCCCCAAGAGAAGUGGUGUGGUCUGCCCUGAAUCUCAGUUGGUGGCAGCGCAUCGUGCGCAAGUUUCUGAUUAAAGGCGGCAUCGCGGCGCUGGUUGUUUUCUGGUCAAUCCCAUCGGCGCUUGUCGGGACUAUUUCCAAUAUCACAUACCUCACUAAGAUGCUUCCGCCCCUUAAAUUUAUUGAUAAGCUCCCAGACACGAUCAAAGGUGUCAUUGCAGGGUUAUUGCCGUCAGCCGCCCUCGUUCUCCUGAUGUCCUUGGUUCCUAUCAUCUGCCGAUUUUGUGCUCGACGUGCCGGUGUCCCCUCAACGUCGCGAGUGGAGCUGUUCACUCAAAGCGCGCACUUUUGUUUUCAGGUAGUCCAGGUGUUCCUGGUCACGACUUUGACUUCGGCUGCCUCGGCUGCAACUGCGCAAAUCAUCCAAGAUCCCUUGUCAGCCAAGGAUCUUCUUGCUGAAAACCUGCCUAAGGCGACCAACUUCUAUAUCUCGUACUUCCUGCUCCAGGGCCUGACCAUGAGCUCGAUGGCAGUCGUGCAGGUGGCCGGAGUCUUGGUCUUCAAGUUCAUGACAACCUUCUUCGAUCGUUCGCCCCGACAUUUAUACCAACGAUGGUCAGCACUCAGCGGAAUCAGCUGGGGAAACGUCUUCCCUGUCUUCACCAACAUGGGCGUCAUAGCCCUAACCUACUCCUGCAUUGCCCCCUUAAUCCUCGGGUUCGCUUUCAUCGGCCUCUACCUCGUCUAUCAAGCUUAUCGCUACAACUUCCUUUUCGUCUACGACCUCGAAACUGAUACCAAGGGACUCGUCUACCCACGAGCCCUCCAACAUCUCCUCACUGGUCUCUAUCUCGCCGACAUCUGCAUGAUCGGCCUCUUCGCCAUCCGCGGCGCCAUCGGUCCGCUCAUCAUAAUGGCGUUCUUCACUCUCCUUACCAUCCUCGCACACAUGUCCCUCAACGAGGCUCUAGCGCCCCUCAACUCCUUCCUUCCGCGAACCCUCGACACCGAAGAAGAAUCCCAACAAGCUAAAGAAGAAGCCUACACAUUGGCGCACCCCCCUCGCCAACACCGUUUACACGCCAUCUGGAAAUGGUUCCAUCCGAACCUCUACCGCGACUACGCGGCGCUGCGACGCAAGGUCCGUCGCAACCACGUCGAGAUCACGUACUCGGAAGAAGAGCGCUUCAACGCCUACUACGAGCCAUGCAUCACGGCGCGCUCCCCUAAUCUGUGGAUUCCCCGCGACAAGUGGGGGUUCAGUCAGCAGGAGAUUCUGGAGACAGAUCCAAUCAUUCGGAUCACGGAUGAGGGGGCGCAUCUCGAUGAGAAGAAUAAUAUUGUUUGGGAUAAAUACGAUCCGAAUCUUCCGCUUUGGGAGAGGAAGAUAUUGUAUUAG
This is a messenger RNA of Aspergillus affinis, 2538 nucleotides long. Its product is annotated as putative DUF221 domain protein. The transcript is spliced from 6 exons. Gene Ontology annotation, molecular function: calcium-activated cation channel activity. Gene Ontology annotation, cellular component: plasma membrane. Bases 1 to 2538 code for a protein of 845 amino acids. The record is from RefSeq and is a predicted model, not a curated record. Lineage: Eukaryota; Fungi; Ascomycota; Eurotiomycetes; Eurotiales; Aspergillaceae.